Linnemannia hyalina is the source of this 459-nucleotide messenger RNA. NCBI's taxonomy places the organism in Eukaryota, Fungi, Mortierellomycota, Mortierellomycetes, Mortierellales, Mortierellaceae. The record is from the annotation of a GenBank genome assembly.
AUGCCAGUCCCAUUCGAGGCCUUGAUUCCCCUUGGUUUGAUCACCGGUUUCUUCGGUGUCUCCGGUAUCCUCUUCCAGAAGCUCAAGACCAGCGUCAACGAGGGCCAGGUACCAUUCAACAGCAACAACAACGCAUCUGCACGACAACGGAAUAGCUACCUGAAGCCGGACACGGUGGAGCAUAACACUGGCGGCAGCGGAAAGGAGAUCAAACGAGCACAGAGCAAGAACGACGUGUUGCCCAAGCUCGUGAGGACCAGGACAUGCUCGCCUUUUGCGAUCUGCGGAGUCAGGAGCUACAAGCGGCCCCCAAGAUACGGUCUUGACCGUUGGGACAGAGUCAUGUUGGAUCGCGACUACCGCCUUACAGGAACUCAGCGUGGUCAAGCACACCAAGCGACGGCGCCUUCGGCGUUCUCGACUAACAGUGCCUGGAACUUGGAGAAGGAGCACCUGUAA